CCACUCCCAAGGUACUACUCCUACCUCAACAAACACACUAUCCAACUACUACCAAGGUACAUACCAUUCAUACAUACUAAAACCUUCAAUAUACAAUAGACAGCAGAGAGCAGACAACAGACAACAGACAAAAUAACCAACGAACCCCAAAAAGGCCUUCUCCAACCAAUUAGACCCUCAACACCCCUCACACGCCACGACAUGGAACCAAACAACCAACCACAACAAGCCCCUCACCAGAGAUCUCCGCAAGCAACGAAAAUCACAGUUCGCAGAACAACCACCCUAGCAGCCAGUACCCACCUAAGCCUGUCCAGUACCCAUCCCUCACUACGCUACCUAACAAUGGCCUUCUUUGCACGUCCCGAGAGAGGUUCCGCAUAGUGAGGCAACAACAAUAACUGGCUUAGGUUGGGUGCUCAACUACUCAAGAGGAAGGCGAAGUUUGGGCCGUGUAGUGGUGGUUUCAGCUCGCCAUGUUUGCCAGCCUUGGGGAUUUGACUGUGUAUCGUUCUUAGAUGGAUGGAAGGAUGGAAGGGGGGUGUGGGUACCCGUAGGAGGGAGGGGGCUGGGUUGGUGUUUUGGCGUUGACGUUGGGAUAUUGGUGUGUAUGUGUGGGGUUCAGGGGGAUUCAAUGGAGGGAUGGAUUAUCGGCAUUUCUGUACGUUACCUGCAGAUUGGGGGGGGGAUUCACGGAAGUAAUGAUUGGCGUGUUGGCAUCAAGUCGUACAUUUUGGUCCCUGAGCUUUAUGGUUUAGGGAUUGUCUUCCUUGUUAGAUUGGUUUUAGGGGAGAGGUUGGCGGGUCGUGCGGUUGGGUAUGAAUCGAUGUCGAUGAUCAUUGAUUUUAAUUUUAUACAUUCUAGUAAGUUAUUUUUAUUGGGAUGAGGUUUGU
Aspergillus pseudotamarii is the source of this 893-nucleotide messenger RNA. RefSeq lists its product as uncharacterized. The transcript has a single exon. Lineage: Eukaryota; Fungi; Ascomycota; Eurotiomycetes; Eurotiales; Aspergillaceae. The coding region runs from base 611 to 886 and encodes 91 amino acids. The record is from RefSeq and is a predicted model, not a curated record.